This is a messenger RNA of Musa acuminata subsp. malaccensis (wild Malaysian banana), 1999 nucleotides long. RefSeq names its product CDK5RAP3-like protein. Gene Ontology annotation, cellular component: endomembrane system. Lineage: Eukaryota; Viridiplantae; Streptophyta; Magnoliopsida; Zingiberales; Musaceae. The record is from RefSeq and is a predicted model, not a curated record. Gene Ontology annotation, biological process: regulation of mitotic cell cycle; regulation of cyclin-dependent protein serine/threonine kinase activity.
GCUCGCUUCCUCGAAGCGAAAAAUGCAAGACGGCGCCGAGACUCGCAAUCUCCCGAUCGACAUCGCCUUCGCUCGUCUCGGAGAAUGGCUGGUGGAUCGGAAGAGGAUUCCUCAAGACUGGAGGAAGCGGCUGACCGCGAUCAGAGCUCGCAUCUCGUCCGCACUCCCAUCGCUGCCGAGGGAUCUGGAUCCCUUCUUGCAAACCCUUGAUCCGGAAGAAAUUGGCUAUCUGGAAGCAAAGAAUAUAUAUAGCAUUCUUUUAAAUUCGACCACAGAAAGUCGUAAUAUCUUUGGAAGAUUAUCAGGUUCUGCCGGAGAAUGGGAGUCAAUUGUGCGAUCCUUUGAGAAGGACCAUAUUUUUCUUGGCGAGGCAGCUCAAAUUAUGGUUCAGAAUGUUAACUAUGAAAUUCCAUAUCAGAAAAAACAGAUGCAAAAGGUUCAACAACAAUUAGCUGAACUAGAACGCAAGGAGACCGAUAUUAAAAGAAAUGCUGCUCUAUCUGCUGCUAAAUACUCUGAAGCCUGUCAAGAACUUGGUUUGCAGGGGAAUAACGUAAGAUUGGAACUUCUGGAGGCUGCCAAGACUCUUCCUUCUACCUUCAGCAAAAUUUUGGAAGUUCUUAAUAGUGAUUCCAUGUUUAAGGCCAUGGAAUAUUAUCAGAACUUUGUUAAAGAUGUUCAUACAGAGAAAGAGAAAAGUCCUGGUUCUGUGCUUGAAAAUCUUAGGCACCUUCAUGAAAAUCCACCUUCUCUUUAUGUAUCAAUGUCUGCUGAGGUCCAAAACUCUCUUAGUGACAUGUCAAUGUCAGAUGUCCAUGUUUCAGCGGGGACACCUAUGGAUACUAUUCUUCCCAUGGGUGGUAUUGACUGGAAUAUUUCUGUAGAUGAUACCCAAAUCGAUUGGGAUGUUGAUGCUGUUGAGCAACUUGAAGAAUCAGGCAAUAGCUUUGGGUCUUAUGAAAUAAUUGAUUAUAAUGUAGACUUAAAGGAUUCUGAAAAUGGCAAAGAUCUGCUAUAUGAUAACACAUCAUCAAAAAAAACUGAGGGUGUUGUCCCCGAAGCUUCAGAAUCAGAAAUAUGCUGGGAUAUUAGUCUUGAAAAUCCUCAAGUUGAUAUGCUUGAAGAUGCUGUUGUACCAGUUGUUGGAAUAGAUAAACCAAAUCCAACUGAAACUUCACAAUCCGAAAGUUUUGAAGAAAGAAGUCAAUUACUGGAGACAGAGUUCAGGAAUAAGAUACUUGAUGAUUUGUUUGAGGUCAAAUCAUUUUUAAAUCAGCGGUCGAUAGAGAUGAGAAGUGAAGAAACUUCUUCCUUACAGCAUCAAGUUCAGGCAGUAGCUCCUUCUGUUCUGCAACAAUACUCCCCUGAUGUUGUACAGUUGAUGAUAUCUGAGAUAUCUUCUGCCCUAUCCAUGCUCACAGACCGCAAAAUGCGUGACUUGAUUAUGAUACUUAAUUCCAAAAGAUUUCUCGACAGACUGGUGCUCACGCUGGAGGAGAAGAAAAAUCAUGAAGUUAAGCUUCGUGAAAGCUUGAAUGAUUUGUCAGUUAGACGUGUUGAGCUGCAGAAUACGUUGUCAUCAUCCUGGCCUAAGCAUGAAGCAGCCAUUGCUAAAACCAGGGAACUGAAGACGCUUUGUGAGACAACCUUGUCAUCGUUGUUUGACGGAAGACCAGUCAACAUAAUUGGAGAGAUCAACACAUUGUUAACUGCUAGCAUCAGUUCGUGAGGUAUUGCUGAUUACCAGGAAUUAGUAUGGCUUACAUCCUGUCGUCAUCUCUGCUAGAUCUUACAAAAUUUUCCCUUCACAGACAAGAUGUCUCCCAUUGUCUGCUAGCCUGAGUAUUUCAUAGGACUGACUAUCCAUUGUAUUUUCAGAAAAAAAAGAGCUUUAGUGAAAAAGAUGUUUCCUUUUGUGAUGUUGCUGAGGACAACAGCGACUUAGUUAUGAAUUUGCCUUAUAUCAACAGCUUUAUAAAAUGAUCAUAUAUUCUUCGUU